ACGAUAUGCUGGAAAUGAAACCAAUAAACUCGACUGUGUGGAUGUGCAGUGUCCCUUCGCUUGUCCCAUUGACAGUUAUCUUAAAACAAAUGCAGACGAUGAGGAAAUCGAAGAUGAGGAUGAGGAUGACUCAGAAGAUUUGGGUCUAUUCGAUGUCGAAGAGUUGGGUCAAUUUGAUCAACAUCAAGAUUAUCAAUCCAUGACUCACUAUCUACACAAACGAGAUAUACCCUCGCAUACAGAAGUACGACGAUGUUGUGAACAUCAACAUUGCGUCUGCAAAGAGUGUGAGGAAGUGCCCGAGUGUAGUGAAGAUCAGGUGGCCAUUGAAAUACACAAAGGUGAUGGAGAGCCAGGAAAUUGUUGUUCCUUAUUCAAAUGUGUGGCCAAGCAGCAAUGUGUCAUGGGUGUGAAACAGACCUACUGGAAGACUAAAUGUCUUAAAUGCUCCUGCUUUGGUGAGAGAGAAAUGUGUGAGGAUCAUUGUCCCCCGGAAGAUGUCAUACAGAAUUGCUUUUCCGAUUACCAUCAGGAAAUGAUGUCGAAUGGUGAGACCUGGAUGGAGGGUAGUUGUGUCAGUUGUUCAUGUGAUGAAGGCGACAAAAGAUGUGUGACCCCGAUAUGUAAAAGCUUGGAUUGUAAAAACAUCAUAACGGCUGAAGACGAAUGUUGCCCACGUUGUGCUGAGGCAGGUGAUGAAGAAGUGGAGGAAGACGUAAACGAAGUGGUAUCUAUGCCCGAAGAAGUGGAAAAAGAACCUGCAAUGGAGAAAAAUACAAGUACCAAGGUCAAUGCGACUCCUAGCUCGAUUAGUUCCACCGUUAAGGAGACAAUGGUUGAUGAAGUAUCAAACAGUGAAGCUGUAGCAGAUCAGACAACAUCAUCGGCAGCAACUACGACACCAACCAGUUAUGAUGUUGAUGGUAAUACAACCCUGGAUAAAUCAUCAACGGUGGAGUAUGUAGAAAAGAACUAUACGGCUGUGACUUUGUCCACAAACUCAGAUCAGUCGACAGAAUCUUCUAGUACCUUGGCUGCCAGCACAUUCAACAUCACCACAAUUUCGAGUAGCUCUAUGGAAACAACAGAAAAGACCCCAACCUCAGAGAAUGUAGAAAUUUCCACAUCCACCAUGACCGAAACCAGUGAAGCGUAUAAUUCUUCCACACAAUCAUCUUCCACACAAGAUGAAAAUGAUACCACAACCGACAAAUCAGAAUCGGAAGGCCAAUUGUCAAAUGCCACAUCAUCUACCGAGACAUAUUCAACUCAAACUUCUACGGAUAGCAGUUCAACGCCAUUGGCAAAUUCCAGCUUAUAUAACAGUGUCUCCACGUCAAACAUUGAGAGUUCUACAGCAACCGAAAACACUGUUGCUGAAAUGGAAUCAGAGAAGGAGAUUUCGUCAUCGACAGCAAAAAGCACCACUCCAGAUAAUUCUAACUCCACCCAAACUUUAACAAAAUCCACUUCAACCAAUGAACAGGAAAACAGCUCUGCAGUAUCCACUCAUAAAUAUGCUCAGGAACCUGAUGAAGAAACAUCUACCGUUAACUCUACAACCGAGACCACCCUCAACACCUCAACCGAAAAGAUCUCAACCAGCGUACCUUAUACUCCUAGCCCAGCAAGCUCAACUCAGCCCUCAACUUCCUCACCAUUAACCGAAACUGCACUCAACACGGGCACUGACAGAUCUUCAUCAACCACUCAUGAAGUUCAUGUAAGCAGCAGCAGCACCACAUCCUCAACAUCAGCACCUGAGCUCUUGGAACCUCUGCGACAACGCGAAGCCUCUCCCUUCGAGGAUGCCGAUUUCAUCAAUCAAAGCACCCAACAUCAAAGGCGUUCUGUUUUCGAUGUAACCGAUUAUGCCAUGAUUGCCUUCGUCAUUGGUACCCUACUCGUCAUAGCUUUGUGCCUCAUAGUACGCUGUACAAAAAAUCGCAAGAAGAUGUACUGCAGUAUACCCAAUUCGGAGACAAGCCUUAGUCAAAAUUCCACUCACACUAUGAUGACGGUGUAG
Messenger RNA from Stomoxys calcitrans (stable fly), 2026 nucleotides. RefSeq lists its product as uncharacterized. The record is from RefSeq and is a predicted model, not a curated record. Gene Ontology annotation, molecular function: protein binding. The transcript has 2 exons. The coding region runs from base 200 to 2026 and encodes 608 amino acids. NCBI's taxonomy places the organism in Eukaryota, Metazoa, Arthropoda, Insecta, Diptera, Muscidae.